UAAAUGUGUUGGAUUCUGUUGGGGACUGGAGUCAGCGUGAUUAGUGAGAGACACACUGCCUUGGAUUUUUAAACAAUUCUAAGGAAAGUUCAUUGUCAACAAGAACAUCCAGGAGGCAGAUAGCUCCGGGUUAAUGUGGAGUCAUAGGUCGUAACCGCCCCCCCUAUCAGCCAUGAGCAGCAAACCCCAACCCCCUCUGAUGAAGAAGCACAGCCAGACAGAUCUGGUGAGCCGGCUGAAGACCAGGAAGAUACUGGGCGUCGGAGGAGAGGACGAUGACGGUGAGAUACACAGGUCAAAGAUCAGUCAGAUGCUGGGAAAUCAGAUGAGGUUUGGCGUACGAGAGCCAAUAGGCCUCAGGAUAUGGAUUCUCAUGUCUGCUGUUCUGUUCACAACCAUAGCCUUAAUAGCUCUAGUGUUCCCCAGUCAGCUCUAUGAGUUUGUGUUUGAGCUCAGGACCACCAGGAUCUCCAUCAGACUCUAUGGAGGAGCACUACUCAGUGUCUCAUUGAUCAUGUGGAAAGGUCUGUACACGGCAGAGAAAGCCAUUAUCCAGUGGACCCUGCUCUCCGAGGCCUGCCUCCUGUCUGUCCAGUUCCUGGUGACCAUCAUCACACUGGUGGAGCUGGGUCUGAUGUCAAACUCUGCCAUCCUCCUCCUCCUCAGUGAAGUCCUCUUCCUCAUCAUCACACUCCUCUACUACUACCACCUGGGUCGCAGGACCAAGAAGACCCAGAACCAUACACACAGCUCUGAUUAGACCCAGAACCAUACACACAGCUCUGAUUAGACCCUGAACCAUACACACAGCUCUGAUUAGACCCAGAACCAUACACACAGCUCUGAUUAGACCCAGAACCAUACACACAGCUCUGAUUAGACCCAGAACCAUACACAUAGCUCUGAUUAGACCCAGAACCAUACACAUAGUUCUGAUUAGACCCAGAACCAUACACACAGCUCUGAUUAGACCCAGAACCAUACACACAGCUCUGAUUAGACCCAGAACCAUACACAUAGUUCUGAUUAGACCCAGAACCAUACACACAGCUCUGAUUAGACCCAGAACCAUACACACAGCUCUGAUUAGACCCAGAACCAUACACACAGCUCUGAUUAGACC
Messenger RNA from Salmo salar (Atlantic salmon), 1123 nucleotides. RefSeq names its product tumor protein p53-inducible protein 11. NCBI's taxonomy places the organism in Eukaryota, Metazoa, Chordata, Actinopteri, Salmoniformes, Salmonidae. The record is from RefSeq and is a predicted model, not a curated record.